Molecule: messenger RNA, 1299 nt
Organism: Lonchura striata (white-rumped munia)
Lineage: Eukaryota; Metazoa; Chordata; Aves; Passeriformes; Estrildidae
Source: RefSeq, a predicted model, not a curated record
AUGGUCCAGAGCAGAGUGGGAGCACUGCAGUCACACUCCUCUAGAAACAAUUCCCUUGUUUUUGGCAGGAUGGAGGCAUCCUGCCUGGAGCUGGCCCUGGAAGGAGAGCGCUUGUGCAAGGCUGGGGACUUCAAAGCUGGGACAGCCUUCUUUGAAGCAGCAGUGCAGGUGGGGACAGAGGACCUGAAGACUCUCAGUGCCAUCUACAGCCAGCUGGGCAAUGCCUAUUUCUACCUGAAGGAGUAUUCCAAGGCCCUGCUGUACCACAAGCACGACCUUACCCUGGCCAGAACCAUUGGGGACCGAAUUGGAGAAGCCAAGGCAAGUGGCAACCUUGGGAAUACCCUGAAAAUCCUGGGGCAGUUUGAUGAAGCUGUGGUUUGCUGCCAGAGACACUUGGACAUUUCUCAGGAGCAGGGAGACAAGGUAGGUGAAGCCAGAGCUCUCUAUAAUAUAGGGAAUGUUUACCAUGCAAAGGGAAAGCACUUAUCCUGGAACACAGCCCAGGACCCGGGCUACCUGUCUCAGGAAGUCAAGGACACACUACAGAAAGCUUCAGAAUAUUAUGAGAGGAACCUGUCCCUGGUGAAGGAGCUGGGGGACAGAGCUGCACAGGGCCGUGCCUACGGCAACCUUGGCAACACCCAGUACUUACUGGGCAACUUCAGCGAGGCCAUUGCCUUCCACAAGGAGCGCCUGGCCAUCGCCAAGGAGUUUGGGGACAAGGCUGCCGAGCGCAGAGCCUACAGCAACCUGGGCAACGCCCACAUCUUCCUGGGCAGGUUCGACAUCUCUGCCGAGUACUACAAGAAAACGCUCCAGCUCUCCAGGCAGCUCAAGGACCAAGCAGUAGAAGCCCAGGCUUGCUACAGCCUGGGGAACACAUGCACACUGCUUCAAGACUAUGAGAAAGCCAUUGAAUACCACCUGAGGCAUCUGGUGAUAGCACAGGAGCUGGGAGACAGGGUGGGAGAAGGAAGAGCCUGCUGGAGUCUUGGAAAUGCCUACGUGUCCCUGGGGAGCCACGAGCAGGCUUUGCACUUUGCAAGGAAACAUCUUGAAAUCUCCCAAGAGAUCGGGGACAGGAGCGGGGAGCUGACAGCCCAGGUGAACGUGGCCCAGCUCAGGGCAGCACUUGGCUUGGGCCCCGGGGAGGAGGACGUGGGGGCAGCUCAUCCCUACUCUGCCUACGAGGCACAAGCUCAAGAGUGUGCAAACCCCAGACAGUCGUGGACAGCCACCAGCAUCAGAGCAAGAGAAAAAGAUGAGUUGUUCUGCUGCCCGUGUCUAUUACAUUAA